GCGUGACUGUGGCAGGCAGCAGGGUGCUUUCUGAGAGGAGUAUCACACUCAGCUCAGCUCUGUGCACUAAACUCUCCGUCCAGCUGAACGGAUGGUGACCUUACAGAGAUGGCAAAUACGGGAGUGUGUUGUGCCAGCCUGGAGGACCCAAGGGCCCUGAUGAAGAUGGGCCUAAGCAUGGUCCUCAUUGGUCAUGUGAACUUCCUGUUGGGAGCGCUGGUGCACGGUGUGGUGCUCAGACACAUCAACCUCCACAAGCAGGCCCGAGCCAUGGAGUACGCCAUCUCAAAUGUAGUUGCUCUUACCGCUGGGCUUGUGGGAAUCAUUGUCGGCAUUCUGGCUAUCGUCCUGUCUAAAAACAAGAGAAACAGAGGCCUGACAUGGUCCCUGUUCACAGUCAGCCUGGCUGCAGCUCUCAUGGCGGCAGCAGCAGCCAUUGGACUCUUUGUGUCUGUGGUGAGGGCCAUCAUUCACGGUGGGCGGAGCCUCCUGACUCACUGCCGCUUCCCUGAUGCCAUUGGCUACUCCAGUAUCACCAACGAGUGUCCUUUUGACCCCACACGCAUCUAUAGUACCACUCUGAUCCUGUGGGUGCCUCUGAUCGUCACUUGUGUCAUCCAGAUGGUGUUUUCCGCCCGGUGCUUUGCUGUCUGCGCUUCAUUCCUGGGCCUGCCUCGAUGCAAGAGGAGAAAUAAAAGAGACUACAGCAGAGCGGUCAAUGUAGUGAGGCCGAUGGAAGAAGCUCCUCUCUCUCACUACACUGAGCCUCCAAGAAGCUAUGAUCAGCCUCUAAUACGCUAUAGUGAAUCUCCAAGGCGGAGUACUGAACCUCCAAGAAGCUACGAUGAACCUCUAACAUGCUAUACUGAACCUCUGACCCGCUAUACUGAACCUCCAAGAAGCUACGAUAAACCUCAGAGCAGCUACAAUGAACCUCUAACACGCUAUACUGAACCUCCGAGGCGGACUUCUGCACCUCCAAGACAGAAGCACAGACCCCCUCAGCAUCGCCCUCCUCAGCAUCGCCCCCCUCAGCGUCAGAGUCUUCCCCCCUCAGAAAGGAGGCCUCCUCGCCAGUUGCACACCCCACCUGAGCAGCACCAGCUCCUGGAGAGGGGCACUCUGGAAAGGUCCAGCUUCUGGAUUUAGCCGUGAUAUUUUGGACCCUCUUUCAGACCAAACGCUCCUGUGGUUCUGGCUGCAGCUGCUGGAUUCAAACACCAUGUCUCAGCCCUUAUUGAAGUGAACUCAAAGCUGGAGGUGUUUUACUGAGCGGUGCAGUGAACCUGGGGGACCGUCUGAAUGUCUUUUUAGAGGUGCAGUGUGUUUGCACAGUGUACAGGAUCCCUGUUAUGUGAGUGUGUGUUGUGUUUUUGCUUGUGUGAGGAUCAAGUUCUUCUCAUCAUUCACUCAACCUCCAGAGUGAGGACAUGAUGCCAAUCCUUGUUCUUCCAGGAUUUUAGUCAUAGUUAGAGUAAAUGUUGGACAGUUUGGGGGAUUAGUUUACUUCUUUGCCAACAUGGUGACAGGAGGAUGUGUCCCUCUCUGAAGUCUGUGUGUCAGACAGAGCUGGAGUGUCCCUCUUAUCUUACUGCAGUUUCCUUUUUAACAGAACAAGGUGCUUCUAAAUGUGAUUAAUGAUGCCCCGUUAUGCAGGGAUUUCAUGCUGGACGUCUCCUAGAAGAGUUACAGAAAGUCCUCUCUCAUGAAACCAUGACUCAUCAUUUUCACAAUUCAGGUAAUGCAUGUUUUUCCCUUCUUCGAGGAGUAGAUUAAAACAGGCUAGGCUAGCAGAUCCUCCUGUCCUCUGUCCAUCCUGAGCCCCGGUUUAAGCUCAUGUUUAAACCAGAGACCAGAGUGGCCUGGAUAGCCUUGUUAAACUCCUGGCAGAUCCCCAUAUUGUUGAACCUGUACUUUAAUUUUUAGUUUUAAAGAUAUAAUGUAGACAAAAACAAAUCAGUAAAGAUCCUCCGAUAAGUAAAGCAGCACAGUUUACAGAAUAAAUGAAGGUGUGACUUUAUUCCUGUUUUUGUAGAGGCUUGAUCCUCUGGCUUGUGGAGCCUGUCUGACUUCAACAAGCGAGUGUGUUCACAUUCUUUGUUGGCCAGGCAAAGAGAGGAUGAGGAACUCGUCCUGCGGGCUUUUGUAUUUAUUUUAAAUAAAGAUUUCAGUCAUUA
Messenger RNA from Notolabrus celidotus (New Zealand spotty), 2177 nucleotides. Its product is annotated as transmembrane protein 54-like. NCBI's taxonomy places the organism in Eukaryota, Metazoa, Chordata, Actinopteri, Labriformes, Labridae. The transcript is spliced from 6 exons. The record is from RefSeq and is a predicted model, not a curated record. Bases 109 to 1149 code for a protein of 346 amino acids.